Molecule: messenger RNA, 1619 nt
Organism: Lagopus muta (rock ptarmigan)
Lineage: Eukaryota; Metazoa; Chordata; Aves; Galliformes; Phasianidae
Gene: PKIB
Product: cAMP-dependent protein kinase inhibitor beta
Exons: 3
Coding region: 576-812 (78 amino acids)
Biological process (GO): negative regulation of cAMP-dependent protein kinase activity
Cellular component (GO): nucleus; cytoplasm
Molecular function (GO): cAMP-dependent protein kinase inhibitor activity
Source: RefSeq, a predicted model, not a curated record
GCCAGAAUAGACUUUCCACAGCCCAAACAUCUUGUUGUGUGGGAGACUGUAAUUACUCUGAGCAUUGCAAGACCAAUGAAGUUUAUCCACGUUUACAGCAAAUAAUUUGUCCUUACAUAUGUAAUGAGUGAACUUUAAUCAGAGCAUCCUGCUACUUGUAAGGAAGCUGUCAGAUGAAGAAUAGCUUAUCUUGCACCAAGCCACUUGCCAAAAGUGUUGUUGCUGAGUCACAGUUUCAGAAGCUGCAGCUACAGCUCAGAAAAACCUGUCCUUGUGAAAAGCUGGUGAAAACCCUGGAGAGCUUCAAAGGUGUAGAAUAUAUGUGCUUCUGAACUUCAGAAUAGAAGAGAGAGAACUCAUUGACAGACUUUUUAUGUAUGCAUGUUUUUUUCUUCCUCUCUCAGAAUUUAGGUAAAUACAGAGCAUCUAAAAUCAACAAAUGAAAUGUCAAAUCGGAAAGGGCACGUAUGUGAAAAAAGCAUUUCAGACAGGGUGUGGCUUGGAGCACUGUCUGUACCCACUGCCUGUCCAGUAAUACAGCAGCUCAGAUGUUGCUAUGAGGAAAAGAGUCAGCAAUGACUGAUGUGGAGCCCCUGGUGACAGACUUCGCAGCAUCGGGCAGGGCAGGCCGCCGCAAUGCCUUACCUGACAUCCUGGGCUCUCCUGCUGGUGCCGGGACCUCGGACUUGCCGCACAAACUGGCCGAGCUGUCUGUUUCUGAAGGUAAUGAAGGAGCAGAGGGUGGAGAAGUAUCAUCAUCCAAAGCCUUGCUGGAAAGUCAAGAGGCAGAGGGAAAGAGCAGCAAUUCCUGAUACCUGAGGACUGCUCGACUGAUGAAACCUGUCGACAGACUUUGCAGAGUUUCCCUGUUACCUAUUUUGAAGUGUGGUAGCAAUUGCAACAGCACAGGAAAGACUUUCGUGACACACUUAUAUGUAGAUGGCUUUAACAUGGAACUACUGUUUUUUCUGCUGUCGUUCAUCAGAAAAAAUGUUCUACACAUCCAAAUGGGAAGAGAACUAAAGAAUGUAUCUGUUCUGCUUCUUUUUUUUUUUCUUUUUUUUUUUUUUUUGUUUGUUUGCUUAAUGAUUACUUUAUUCACCCAAACUAAUCUUCUUCGGGAGUUUUAAUGAACAUAGAUAGCAGAUGUACCAGGUAAUGAUUACUUUAAAAUAAAAGUCCUAUUUCUUAAUUUUCUAAAAUAGCUUCUUUGUUACACAGAGGUGUAUUCACUCUCCUUUAAGAUAAUAAGUAUGUAUUAGAUUACAGACCCAAUCUGCAGUAUAUCUUCAGAGAUUUUUGUUCUCAUUAGGUAUAAGAAGAUGGAUGUGACAAAUAGGAAAACUAACUUUUUUCUCUCUUCUUCCUGACUUCAAAGCAUUUUGUUUAGCAUUUAAACUACCAGUGUUCAUUUUUUAAGUCUCUUUACACUCUAUUUAAUUAUGGCAGAUCAUCUCAUCUAUCCCACUCCUAGCAGUCUUGCUAUUUCUGUCAUUUCUGUUUUGAGGCUUAUUAUUGUAGCUGUUCAUGUAUAUCUGAAAAAAAAAAUAGCCAUGUUUGUAAGUGAUUAAAACUGUUCAUCUCACUAUGGAAAUUAAAUAGCUAUCAUAUUUUCUGUC